Enterobius vermicularis (human pinworm) is the source of this 540-nucleotide messenger RNA. The record is from the annotation of a GenBank genome assembly. Lineage: Eukaryota; Metazoa; Nematoda; Chromadorea; Rhabditida; Oxyuridae.
CCGCUCCGAUCACGACCAUGGCAAACUCGUUCACAUGCCUAUAAAAUGAUAGCAUUUGUUUGGCUAAUCGCCUUUGUAUCAAAUAUUUAUUUGUUGUUCAUGUACAAUUUAGUUGAAUUAAAUCCACAGCAAUUUCCCGGACGAUUAGCCUGUGUUCCAGAUGGCAGAAAAGAGUUUGAAAAUUUUGCUUUUCAGAUUUACCUAACAAUUGUGCUCUUACUCAUUCCGUUAUGCAUGAUGGUAGUCUUAUAUGGUUUUGUUAUCCAUUCGCUUAGAGCAAGCUUGAAGAUGGACUUAGGUCUAGAUCAUUUAGAAGCUAAUGAUAUAGAAAUGAGAGACUUUGAAAGAAUAUCGUCUCUUAAGCGAGCGUCAACGGUUAUGAAUUUUCGUCGGCGUACUUUCAGAGAUUAUAUUAACCAAAAAUUAUUGAGGCCAAAUUCAAUGAAAGAUGCCUCAGCGGUUGAGAGAACACGUAACUCACGCGAUUUGGGUAAUGGUUUUCAGCCAACGGUUCUUCGCUCAACACAAAGGUACAGAUGA